Molecule: messenger RNA, 153 nt
Organism: Postia placenta MAD-698-R-SB12
Lineage: Eukaryota; Fungi; Basidiomycota; Agaricomycetes; Polyporales; Adustoporiaceae
Exons: 1
Source: RefSeq, a predicted model, not a curated record
AAUAAGGAGAUGUUGAAGCUCCUCCUCCCACUCCGAUAUGAUGGGAAGUCGGUGGUCGAAUGCAACCACUUCAUCUCGCAGUUGCUCAUCUACUGGGCGAUCAACACGACCCUCUCUUCCAUCGAGCUGAAAAUCCAGAUUUGUCACGACUUG